Charadrius vociferus (killdeer) is the source of this 576-nucleotide messenger RNA. It is a transcript of the gene HYI, whose product is annotated as hydroxypyruvate isomerase (putative). The record is from RefSeq and is a predicted model, not a curated record. NCBI's taxonomy places the organism in Eukaryota, Metazoa, Chordata, Aves, Charadriiformes, Charadriidae. Bases 1 to 576 code for a protein of 191 amino acids. Gene Ontology annotation, biological process: glyoxylate metabolic process. Gene Ontology annotation, molecular function: hydroxypyruvate isomerase activity. The transcript is spliced from 7 exons.
AUGGUGACAGAGGAGCCGGAGCACACUGGGGCAAACAGGAUCCACCUGAUGGCUGGGCGGGUUCCCCUGGGCACAGACCGGGCAGCAGUGGCAGGUGAGAUGGAAACCACCUUCGUUGAGAAUCUCAGAUAUGCUGCUGACCUGCUGGCCCAGGAAGACAUGAUAGGAGUGGUGGAGCCUAUUAACAACCGUAUCACUGACCCUUGCUACUUUCUCAACACCCCGCACCAAGCUGCUGCCAUCCUGGAGAAGGUGGGACGGCCCAACCUGAAGCUGCAGCUGGACCUCUUUCACUGCCAGAUCAUGGAUGGGAAUUUGUCACGCAACCUGGAGACAUACUUCCCACUCAUCGGUCAUAUCCAGAUUGCACAGGUGCCGGGGCGGCACGAGCCCGACAGCCCCGGGGAGUUGAACUUCCCCUACAUCUUUGAGCUCCUGGAGUCCCUCGGCUACACUGGCUACGUGGGGUGUGAGUAUGCCCCAAAAGGAGACACUCUGGAAGGUCUGGGCUGGUUGCGCUCGUACUGGGAGAGCAGAGGCCUACAGCAUGGUGGGACCAGCAAGGCAGCAGAGUAA